Messenger RNA from Klebsormidium nitens, 2621 nucleotides. The record is from the annotation of a GenBank genome assembly. NCBI's taxonomy places the organism in Eukaryota, Viridiplantae, Streptophyta, Klebsormidiophyceae, Klebsormidiales, Klebsormidiaceae.
GGCCAGUUGAGAUCAGAAAAAGGGCGCCAUAGCUGCUCGUCCUUCUCUUUUCCUAAGCGAGACGUCUUUAGCUCUGGUCGUUUACAUUUUCGGUUUUUGGGGGGGCCAAUAUGGCGACGAGGGUGACUACUGAGGUCGGCCAUGAUGAAGUGAUGAUAGUGACCAUGCACAACCCGCCAGUGAACGCCUUGGCACCUGCAGUGCUAAAAGGCCUGAAAGAAGCUUUUGAUGAAGCGCACCACCGCAAGGACGUCAAGGCCAUCGUAGUCACAGGAGCCAACGGCAGGUUCUCUGGCGGCUUUGACAUCAGUGCUAUCGUGCAGCAGCAGGAGAGAGGUGAAAUUGCCUCGCUCGGCGACGUCUCAACGGACCUAAUGAUCAAGACUGUCGAGUCUGGGCCGAAGCCUGCUGUGGCUGCGAUUGAGGGGCUUGCAUUGGGUGGAGGCCUCGAGCUAGCAAUGUCUUGUCAUGCACGCCUUUCAGCCCCUAAGGCACAACUUGGACUGCCGGAAUUGACCCUUGGCAUCAUCCCUGGUUUUGGAGGAACACAGCGCCUGCCUCGGCUUACUGGUCUGGCGAAAGCAGUAGAAAUGAUGCUGCUGUCCAAGCCAAUCAAGGCCGAAGAGGGCAAAGAGCUGGGCCUGAUCGAUGAGAUUGUCCCUCUCAAUCAGCUACUCAGUGCUGCGAGGAAGGUCGCUCUCGAUCUCGCCAGUGGGCGAAGACCUCUCGUCAAAUCGCUCGAAAGAAGUGACAAGAUAGAAGAGCUGGAUGAUGCCCUCGAAAUCAUCAAGUUUGCAAGAAAGCAGGCCCGUGCAACCGCCCCCAAUGUCAAUCAUCCGCAAGCCUGCCUGGAUGCAGUGGAGGCUGGGGUUCGGCACGGGGGUUACGAGGGGAACAGGAAGGAGGCAGAGGUGUUCAAGGAGCUCGUGCUGUCGGAUACAUCGAAGGCGCUCACUCACGUCUUCUUUGCCCAGCGGGCUACGACCAAGGUCGCGGGUGUCACCGACAAAGGGCUGAAGCCGCGCCCGAUUCGCUCAGUCGCCAUCAUCGGCGGUGGUCUCAUGGGUUCAGGCAUUGCAACGGCUCUCGUGCUUGCCGGCAUCCCCGUGCUCCUUAAGGAGGUCAACCAGGACUUCCUGCAAGCCGGCGUAGACAGGAUUGCAGCGAAUCUGAAGAGCCGCGUCAAGAAGGGCAGCAUGACCGAGGACAAGUACAACAAGACCAUGCAGCUGGUCAAGCCCACGCUUGAGUACAAGGACUUCAACGGGGUCGACGCCGUCAUUGAGGCGGUCAUUGAGGACAUUGGUCUGAAGCAGAACAUCUUCGCCGACCUCGAGAAGUAUUGCUCCCCUCAAGCGCUGCUAGCGACCAACACUUCCACCAUCGACAUCAACCUCGUGGGAAAGAAGACCAACGCACAGGACCGGAUCAUUGGGGCCCACUUCUUCAGCCCCGCUCACGUCAUGCCCCUGCUGGAGAUCGUACGCACCGACCGAACGUCCAACCAGGCGAUCGUGGACCUUUUGACCCUCGGCAAGACCAUUAAGAAGACGCCGGUUGUGGUUGGGAACUGCACCGGGUUUGCUGUUAACCGGGUCUUCUUCCCAUACACCAUGGCCGCCAGCCUGCUCGUUGACCUCGGCGUGGACCCCUACCGGAUCGACAAGGUCAUCAAGAGCUUUGGCAUGCCCAUGGGACCCUUCAGGCUCGCCGACUUGGUCGGCAUGCAAGUCGCAUACCUCACCGGGAAGCAGUACCUGGCCGAGUGGCCUGACCGAACGUACGGGUCGAAGAUGAUCCAACUGCUGUUCGACGACAAACGCUUCGGGGAGCGCACGAAGAAGGGCUUCUACGUCUACGACGACAAGCGCAAGAACAAGCCGGACCCGGAGCUGCAGAAGUACGUCGAGCAAUCUCGGAAGGCGGCGGGUAUCAUGCCCGAAGGCAGGCCGCUUCAAGUAUCCGACCAAGAGAUUGUGGAGAUGAUCUUCUUUCCGGUUGUCAACGAGGCCUCGCGGGUGCUUCAAGAGCAGAUUGUGCAGAGCGGUGGCGACUUGGACAUUGCGUCGGUGCUCUCCAUGGGCUUUCCCCCGUACAGAGGCGGAGUCGUCUGGUGGGGCGACUCCAUCGGCGUCAAGUACGUGCACGAGAAGCUGAGCAAGUGGAGCCAGCUCUACGGCGGGUUCUUCAAGCCCAGCGCGUUCCUCGCCGAGCGAGCUUCAAAGGGCGUCAAGUUGGCCGCUCCCUUGGAGGACAGUCCCAGGUCGCGGUUGUAAUUGAGGGCUCCAUGAUGACUCGGAUCUCAAACCAGUGCUAAACCCGACUUGGUAAGCAUCUGUAGUUCAGGUACAAAAGAAGGAAAAGUUUGAAGCACGCAGACAUAGCCGGAAACAGAAGCAUUGUAUACGAAAACAUUCACUUUGAGAAAACUUACGUUUUGUCCCCUCUAAAAUAUAAAGAAUACACUAACUGAUACCUAUACAGACGCAGAAGGUUGCUUUCAUCGCAGUUCGGAUCGAGGACUUUGAUGAUUUCAUCACAUAGAGCUAGCGCACUCAGUUCAUCCCGAAGCAAUCAUGACGAGAUUGUCCAUCGAUUGCUGUGUAUCGUUUGAUACACAU